Messenger RNA from Penicillium lagena, 684 nucleotides. RefSeq lists its product as uncharacterized. The transcript is spliced from 3 exons. Lineage: Eukaryota; Fungi; Ascomycota; Eurotiomycetes; Eurotiales; Aspergillaceae. Bases 1 to 684 code for a protein of 227 amino acids. The record is from RefSeq and is a predicted model, not a curated record.
AUGGACCAAUCCAAGAAGGACACCACCCAGAACGUCAACCCCGAACCGAAAAACCUUGAGGAUAUUCAAGCCUACCAGAGGAAAUGGGAUGAGCUCAUGAAAGAUACAGAUAGGCAGAUUAAGCAGAUCCGAGAAGAAGAACGCCGCCGCGCGGCCCUGCAGCAGGCGCAGCAGCAGCAGCAACAGAAGGGCGAGUAUGACGAUGAUGGGUCCCUCCCCCUCCGGGCCACCGUCCACAAUGCCACCGUCCUGCUCAGCGGGGCGCUUCUCGCGGCCCUCGCGGCGCUCGUUAUAUGGCAGGUGUCCCAGCUGCACGUCCGAGCCCCGGUCUUACCCCGUCCACUGGACACUGCCCUGCGCCGGGUGACCGCCAUUCUAGCCUGGUGCAGCCGGCAAUGGUUUAUCGGCUCGCUGAUCACCUCGCUGGUCAUGCAGAUGGUCAUCCUGCCGUGCUUUGAACAGUGGAUGGGAGGUCGUAGCAGUCAGGAUGCACCGGGGUCCUGCGCCCCAUCGUUGACAUGGAAUAAUAACGAGGGUCCGGCCAAGUGGACUAUAGCGGUCGACGAUCCCGAGGCCCUGUUUUUGACCCUGGCGGCGAUGUUGGGACCCGAUGGAGUGACGAUGAGUAAACUCGAGUCGGCCAUGGCUGAACAUACAAAAACAGCCACGACAACAACAGGGUGA